This is a messenger RNA of Trichoderma citrinoviride, 3536 nucleotides long. RefSeq lists its product as hypothetical. The transcript is spliced from 6 exons. The record is from RefSeq and is a predicted model, not a curated record. NCBI's taxonomy places the organism in Eukaryota, Fungi, Ascomycota, Sordariomycetes, Hypocreales, Hypocreaceae. The coding region runs from base 1 to 3528 and encodes 1175 amino acids.
AUGCCCGGCGCACAGCACCCACAGGCAAAGUUCGAUCCGUUACCGCCAGAUCUCGAUCUGCCGUCGCUGGUGGAUCGGACGCCGAAUUUCCGAUGGGCGCAGCGGGUAUCUCGAGCCCAGAUCCGCAGUCUGAGCCAGCAGGACUUUGAGAAGCUUGUCGCGAUCCAUGUCAUAGCAGGCGGCAAGCCCCUCGUCAUUGAAGGCUGGGACGCCGUUCUACCUUCCUCGCUGUUCAGUGCAGGAUGGCUCGAGCAUUCUUAUGAUAAGAAACAGGAGAAUGUCCGGGACAUUUCCAACGGCACUGAUAUCCCCAUGACCAUGGGACAUUACCUACGGUCUAUGAGGCAGCUCACCAACCAGUGGACCCCGAGUACGUAUCGCGAUGAGAGGCGCCAGCGACUUUACCUCAAGGACAUUGACUGUCCCGUGGAAUGGAGGGAGGCGCUGCAAAAGAUCAUACACCCUAAUCUAUUCUAUCUCAACGAAAAUGUCACCAGUAAAGGAGGCAAACGGAUGCACGACGACGAGGUUUUCGAGAGCGAGACGACUGCUGCGCCGGCCGGAGAUCUCAUGUCCAGUUUGCCAGAGGAAAUGCGAGCCCAAAAUCUCAUGUGCUACAUUGGCCAUGAGGGGACCUACACGCCAGCUCAUCGGGAGAUGUGCGCGUCACUGGGGCAGAACAUCAUGGUCGAGGCAUCGCGAGACGAGAAUGGGGAAAAAAGGGGGAGCUCGAUUUGGUUCAUGACUGAGAGCAAGGACCGCGAAGUUGUUCGCGAAUACUUCUUGUCGAUGCUCGGUCAUGACAUCGAGAUUGAGAAACACUUCGCGCAAGUCAACGCAUGGAAGAAGGCACCAUUCGACGUCUACAUUGUCGAGCAAUGUGUAGGCGACUUCAUCCUCAUCCCGCCUCUCGCCGCGCACCAGGUCUGGAACAGAGGGACGAGGACGAUGAAGGUCGCCUGGAACCGUACAACAGUCGAGACACUGGACCUCGCGCUACACGAAGCGCUUCCCAAAGCUCGCCUGGUGUGUCGGGAUGAACAGUAUAAGAACAAGGCCAUCAUAUACUACACGCUUCAGAAAUACCACGCAGAGCUUCAAGGCGCCCAGAAGAAAGCGGAGAUGGUCCAGAUUGGCUUUCCCGGCUUUGGGCGCGAUGUCUUUAGAAGCUCCCCGCGUGUGAAGCAGCUGGCCGCCGACUUCAAGAAACUGUUUGAGCUGUUCACCGAAAUUCUCGUUGACGAAGUUUUCGCCUUCAAAGAAAAGGACGUCGAGUUUCUACCAUUUGAUUCGUGUGUUACAUGUUCUUACUGCAGAUCCAACAUCUUCAAUCGAUUCCUGACUUGCAAACACUGCAUCAGGCCUCUGAUCAAUGGGGAAGAGGAUGCAUAUGACGUCUGCAUGGAAUGCUACGCAAUGGGCCGAUCAUGCGCCUGCCUUUCUGGUCUUCAGUGGUGCGAGCAGUGGUCAUGGUCCGAGUUGACUGACAACUAUGAAGCUUGGAGAGCAACCGUCAUUGCCAUUGAUGGCCAUGUGGAUUUGGAACGCUCUCCGCAUCCGCUCGAGGUAGCUAGACAGAGGACAGGGAAGAAAUCUCUUGCUCAGAUCUGCCAAGAGGCCUUACGACGCCGUCCAUGGAAAGAUAUUACCAAACCGGAGCGUGAAAUCACGCCCAGUGACAGUGAGCCGGGCGACGGGGAAGGCAAACUAACCAAGAAGCCAAAGAAGAAGAGAAAGAAGAAGGGCGAACUUCAACGAUGCCACGUCUGCUGUCACCCGGAUUACAGCUAUCGAGUACAUUCGUGUACGAAUCCUGGGUGUUCUGAAGCCUACUGCUAUGGCGUCCUAUAUCGGGCAUUUGAUCUAAUGCCGCAAACGGUCUUGGAAGACGAGCACUGGCAAUGCCCCAAGUGCCUUGGAAUAUGCAACUGUGGUCACUGCCGCCGCGCAGGUAUCACGCAGCCAUACAUGCCCAAAAACACAUCUCUCGGGCACGAUACUCGCCGAAUAGCCGACGACCGCAGCGUGGAGGCCCUCGUUGAUUUCCGAAUCCACAACCUGUCUUGGUUGAAGGCCGCAGGGGAGGAAAGCCGUAGCAGGGACAGCAAGAGAAUGCAAUUGCUACGGGAGCAGGCGGAUAAUGCCAAAGCGCAAGACGCGCUCACACAGGAUCAAGCAGAGCCCAGGAUGCACCCCAGUACUGUCUUCACCACGCAGCUGGAGGAGGCUCACGCAAUCAAUGGCUAUGGAGACCAAAGCCAUGUGCUCGGUCGGGAUGGAAACCCUCCAGAAUUCACUCUUGACGUGCCUAAUGGCCAACCUCGCGGUGUUGACAAUGCGCCGCAGGAGGCUGCGGCGCCUAUUGCGGCCAGCGCUGGUGAGGUGGUGGCGGAUUCAUCUCAGUAUCCCGAUCCAUCGGUAUUCGCACGCCAGCGCAUAGGAAUGGGUUAUUACGAGCAGGAUGACACUCCUGACAAGAUUCUUUUUGAUCCAUACCAGGCGCCUUCCACAGACUCGUUGCAAGCUGAUGAACCUACAGUUCCGGAGUUUGUAAAGAAGUCCAUCCGGGCAGCCAAGAGAAAAGCGAAGCGGGAGAAUGAAGAUCCCGAGUUCACACUUCGAAAGAGUCAUCACAAAAGACCCAAGCUCAUACCUGAGUCAUCCGAUUUCCUCGAUACCAUGGAUCCGGCUCUUUUUGCUGAUGGAGGCUCGGCAGCAAUGGCUACUCCUGCGGCUCCUCUGGCUCCCAUGGACAACGGAGCUUCGGCGACUUCGUCUGCAGCACCCGGAGAAGACCCUGAGCCCAAAGCCCCGAGAAUGACUAUGCCCCAAUAUGAUGCGAAUGAGCCAAUUCUUCGACAUGCUAAGCCACGAGCGUCUUACGUGGAGGAGACCGCUGUUCCUUCUUGGCCCUCCCCACCGCUGGCCGGGAGCUCAACGAAGGCUCAUACCUCAGCAAGUGGUGACAAAACUCAGGCUGUACAUGCGAAUGGCAAUGGACAGGAAUCGAGUAAGCCUGAGGAAAAACCAUCUGACCUUCCAACUCGGGAGGCAAAUGGGGACGUGGUGCCAAAGCGACGUGGCCGUCCCCCGAGAAAUUUGUCCAAGAAGGCCUCAUCAGCGAAAAGGAAUCACAAUUCGCCGCCGCCUCGAGCUGAUAGCCAGACGGGUAAGCGGCGUAGGGGACGCCCAAGAAAGUCAUUGUCUACAUCAUUCAUGGAGCCAGACGACAGUCACGAAGAAGACGAAGAUGACGUUGAUGCAGAGGCGGCAUUUGAUGAUGCCGAUGAUGCGGAUUUCAGCCCGGCUCGGAAUUCUCGGAGCCGACGCGGAACCUCUCUGGAUGUGGUCAUACCGGUACAUUCACAAUUCAUGUCCAUGGCUGAACGGAUGGCUCUUAAAGGGAGGGGCCGAAGCGCAGAGAAUGACCAGACAAGACGUCGUUCUCUGUCAAGCAGCUCUAAGGAAUCAACGGACGACGAGGAUAUACCUUCGAAUGGUCGCAUGGUCCGUAGCACCAGGCGUUGAGGAAAGAU